Molecule: messenger RNA, 432 nt
Organism: Aspergillus ruber CBS 135680
Lineage: Eukaryota; Fungi; Ascomycota; Eurotiomycetes; Eurotiales; Aspergillaceae
Exons: 1
Coding region: 108-344 (78 amino acids)
Source: RefSeq, a predicted model, not a curated record
GUAUGUUUAUGAAUGAUUUUUGGAGGUACGCAUGGGUUUGGCGUUAUGGUUUCGGUGGUCAUCUUUUUUGUUUUUUGUGUCCUGUCCUUUGUUUGGAUUGAUGGAUAAUGGGCGAUGCCAAAAUGUAUUUAGAUAUAUAUCAAUGUAUAUUCAGUUGGAUAAUACGUUUGUCUCUUAGGCUACUCUGUACAAAUGUGGUACCUUCAACUACCAAGAUGAACCGAGAAAACAGGUCUUUACGAGAUUUCAUUCGUAUGUACAGAUACAGGCUCGCCUACCUCGUCAUGGCUGUCUUUUUGUUACCUCGAGGUAAUACCCAAGAGGAAAAACCCGGUUGGUUUUAGGACUAAGGGGAUAUCCGUGCAGCCGUUGAACAGGUAUUGCCCGGCUGGUAUCGUUCCUCAUCGAGGCCCCAGACAGCAUCGUUCAAGC